This is a messenger RNA of Nelumbo nucifera (sacred lotus), 8508 nucleotides long. RefSeq lists its product as uncharacterized. Lineage: Eukaryota; Viridiplantae; Streptophyta; Magnoliopsida; Proteales; Nelumbonaceae. The record is from RefSeq and is a predicted model, not a curated record.
UUCUUUCUCGUGCCCUUCUCACCCGCCUUUUCCUUUCUCUCUUGCCCGCUCUGGUUAGGGCUUCUCGUUUCACGUCUCACAGUCACAGCCUCACAGCCUCACAGCCUCUGAGGCUCAGUUUAAAUUUUAAAGCCGCCAUCCGAUACUGUACUCCGAAGGAAGUAAGCUUAUUACACUAUUUCUUUACAUUCAUUUACUAUUUCUUAUCGUUCAUUAUUCUCUCGCUCGCUGAAGCUCUAUCGAGGACUAACAGAAACCCUAAUAAAACAGACAAACCCACACAGCCCCUGGUAAUUUGGUUGUGUUUCUAAAUUCAUCAGUUUGGCUGUUCAUCGCUGCGAUCGAGCGUUCGCGACUCUAGAGCUUGCCGCGUCAUUCUUUUAGUGUUAGGGCUUGAUCUUGAUCGAUUCCUUUUUCUUUUCUUAUUUCUAAAAGAUCUGGUGAAGGAAUUUCGUACAUUGUCUGCAUUGGGGGAGCAAUCUAGGGUUUGAGUUUGAUGCUUUGGGUGAGCUCCGCAUCUGCCGAACGGGGGAACGGUUUCGAUUCAGGUUUCCGAUGGCCAAUCCCGGCGUCGGGACUAAGUUCGUCUCUGUAAAUCUCAAUAAGUCGUAUGGGCAGCCUCCAAGUUCUCUGGGAAAUGCGACAACAAGUCGAGUCCGGCCAGGUAGUCAUCAUGCCGGUGGUGGAAUGGUGGUUCUUUCGAAACCUAGGAAUUCAAUUGUGGGUGCGCAGAAGAGUGGACCCAGGCUUUCAGUUCCACCCCCCUUGAACUUGCCAUCAUUGAGGAAGGAGCAUGAGCGGUUUGAUGCCUCUCUGGCCGGUGGAGGUUCAGCUGGUGUCGGCAGUUCUAGUUCUGGAUCCCGACCCACUUCAUCUGGUAUGGGCUGGACGAAGCCCGCCCCUUCUAUUCUUCUAGAGAAAAAUGGUUCUGGUGAUCACUCCUUACUUGGAACAUUGGUAGGUGGGAUUGAGGCAAUUGAUGGCGGGGAUAUGCCCUCUUAUUCUGCAGACAAUGCGUCCAAAGGAAGCAGUGUGUAUAUGCCGCCCUCUGCUCGGUUGGGGACGGCUGAACCCCCAGUGGUUGGUUCUGCCCGUGAAUUUACUCCAGUGGAGAAGGCUGUGGUUUUAAGAGGUGAAGAUUUUCCUUCCUUACAAGCAACAUUGCCUGCUGCAUCUGGUACUGCUCAGAAGCAGAGAUAUAUUUUGCACGAGAAGCAGAUGCAGAAGCAUAAGCAGAAAAUGAGUGAAGAAACAUUGGGUGGGCAGACAGACAGUUCCUAUAUGAGGCCACAGCUUCACAUGCGCACACAAAUGCAGUCUUCCCGUCUUACUGUUGGCAGUGGCUCAAAGAACAAUGGUGUGAUCCAUGGAUCAGGUAGUUCCAGCACUGCUGAGCAGCUGCACAAACAUGAUAAGUACUUUCCAGGUCCACUACCACUUAUUCAAUUGAAUCAUACUUCGGAUUGGGCUGACGAUGAACGUGAUACACGUCAUGGUCUCCCAGAUCGAGACAAGGAGCAAUGUUUCUCAAGAAGUGAAGCCUUCCGUGAUAGAGAAUUUGAUAUGCACAGGGGUAGUGUGCUGCCACGUGCAUCAGUUCAUGAUUUUUCUGAGGGCCGAGGCCUAUGUCAAGAUGAAGCUGCAAAGAUGUCUUCGAGAGGGGAACCUUAUGGCAAAGAUGUAAGAACCCCUAGUAGAGAAGAUCAAGAUGUGAACUCAUGGAGAGCUUCCCCACUUCCAAAAGAUGGAUUUAGUGCUCGUGAAGCUGGGAUUGACAGAAAUGGUGUUGGUGCCAGGUCUUUCACUCUGAACCGGGAAAUAAACAAGGAGAAUAAAUACAAUCAGCUUCCAUUUGGAGACAAUGCCCGGGAUAGUUUCAGCAGUGGAGUUAUGGGAACUCAAGAUUUGAGAUUUGGCAGGAAGGAUUUGGCUUAUGGGCAAGGAGGCAGGCAAAAUUUUAGUCAUAUUGCAGUGCCAUUUAGUGGUAGAGGGGGUGAACAGAAUGUGCGGGACCGGCAUGGUGGUGGUAUCUCCAAUCGGUAUAGAGGUGAUAUGUUUCAGACCAACUCAAUGCCUAAAAAUUCAUUUUCUUUGGGAGUUAAGGGGCUCCCUGUUAAUGAUCCAAUACUUGAUUUUGGUAGAGAAAAGCGUUCCUUCUCAACCAGCAGAAAGCCAUAUCAAGAGGAUCCAUUUUUGAAAGAUUUUGGUAUUGGUCCUGGGUUUGAUGUGAGGGAUCCUUUCUCUAGUAGUCUUGUUGGGGUGUUUAGGAGGAAGAAGGAUAUCCACAAACAGACCAAUUUCCAUGACCCUGUUCGGGAAUCUUUUGAGGCAGAACUUGAGAGAGUUCAGAAAAUGCAAGAGCAGGAGCGACAGCGCAUUGUUGAAGAACAAGCAAGAGCCUUGGAGCAAGCUCGGAAAGAAGAAGAGGAGAGAGAACGGUUUGCUAGGGAAGAAGAAGAAAAACAGAGACGACUUGAAGAAGAAGCCAGAGAGGCUGCUUGGAGAGCAGAGCAGGAGCGGUUGGAAGCUGCCCGAAGGGCUGAAGAGCAAAGGAUGGCAAGAGAGGAGGAGAGGCGGAGGAUUCUUUUGGAGGAAGAGAGGAGGAAAGAGGCUGCUAAACUAAAGCUAUUGGAGUUGGAGGCGAGGAUUGCAAGGAGACAAGAUGAAGACGUGAAAAAUGACAAGUUUCCUGCUCCUAUUGGAGAUGGAAGAAUGCCAGGAGUGGUUAAAGAAAAAGAUGUAUCCAGGUCAGCUGAUGUCGGUGACUGGGAAGAUGGUAACAGAAUGGUGGAAAGGAUAACUACUUCAGCAUCUUCUGAUUCUUCAAGUCUAAAUAGAUCAUCUGAGAUGGGUUCUAGGCCUCAAUCUUCUAGAGAUGGGAAUUCUAUCCUUUUGGACAGGGGAAAGCCUCCAGGCUCAUGGAGGAGAAAUGUAUUUGAGAAUGAGAACAUCUCAACCUUUGUUCUACAUGAUCAGGAGAAUGCUUACCGAAGUCCAAGGAGAGAUGCAUUUGGUUCUGGGAGAUCAUAUCCUAGGAAAGAGUUCUAUGGGGGUCCUGGUGUCAUGUCUGCUAGGACAUCAUCUAGAGGGAUAACAGAGCCACACAUGUUUGAUGAUUUCUCUCACCCGAGGGGACACAGAUGGAAUCUUCCUGGGGAUGGGGUCCAAUACAGCAGGAACUCAGAGAUUGAGCCUGAAUUUUAUGAGAAUCUCACUGACAAGUUCACUGAUAUGGUAUGGGGUCAGGGUCGUUCUCGUGGUAAUCCUCAUAUGCCUUAUCCAGAAAGAUUGUAUCAGAAUGAGGUUGAAGGUUUUUCUUCCUUUGGGAGGUCAAGGCAUUCAGUAAGACAGCCCCAUGUUCUUCCUCCACCAUCACUGGUUUCUAUGCACAAAAGUUCCUUUGGAGGUGAAUCUGAACAUCCUAGUUCAUCAGCUUUUCUUGACAGUGAGAUGAGUUACCACCAUUUACCAAGAAGAAGUGAACCAAUUAUGCAGAGGGGAUAUGAUGGUAGUUAUCAGGAGAAGUUUGAGCAACCUAGGUUGACUGAUGCUCGACAAGAGAAGAUUGUUUGUGAGGAGCCCAAAGUGGAAAAGACUACCACACCAAGAUGCGAUUCACAGUCCUCGCUUUCUGUCUCAAGUCCACCCAACUCACCUACUCACCUUUCACAUGAUGACUUGGAUGAGGCUGGGGAUUCUCCAGACUUGACAAUUGCUGCAAAAGGUGAAGUGAAACCUUUGUCUGACAAUGAAAAUGUUGCCUCAGUAAAAGAGGAUAGAAACAUGAAUAUGAUGACAGCCUCUUAUUCUGUCUCCCCUGGUGAAGAUGAAGAAUGGGCUACUGGGAACGACUUGCAAGAGCAAGAAGAGUAUGAUGAAGAGGAAGAUGGUUACCAGGAAGAAGAUGAAGUACAUGAAGGAGAUGAUGAGAAUAUUGAACUGGCUCAGGGGUUUGAAGAGUUGCAUUUGGAAGAACAUUGUACAAUGGCCAAAAUGGGCCAGUUAGUCCUAGGCUUCAAUGAAGGUGUUGAAGUUGGAAUGCCAAGUGAAGAUGAGUCAGAAAAAAACUCUGGAAAUGGAGAAAAUUCAACUAGCAUACAACAGGUUUCCAUUAGCAUUGCGGAAGAUACAAGAUCUUUAGAUGGGUUUAUUGGUAAUUCACAGAUGCUUCAUCCUGAGAAUAGCUCAGUUGAUAUGAGCAUGGAAAAUUCUUCUAUAACAAUCCAGGAGUGUGAGAAUGCACUUCAAGAUGUGGUCCUUCAGCCUGGAAAUUCUCCCCAUAGUGUGGCAACCACUUCUAUUUAUCUUCAGGGUAGCAUGGAUGAUUCCAGUUGUUCCAGUUUGUCAGCUCAGCAGCCAGUUGCAUCUUCUGUGCCUUUGCCUUCUCCAUCUGUUCAAUCGGUCAUGUCAAAUGUUUCUACUGUUCCAAGUCAGGGUGAUGUACCUGUUCAGUUACAGUUUGGCCUGUUCUCUGGUCCAUCACUGAUACCAUCUCCAGUUCCAGCCAUACAGAUUGGUUCUAUACAGAUGCCACUCCAUCUGCAUCCUCCUGUUGGACCAUCUCUUACUCAAAUGCACCCUUCACAGCCUCCUAUGUUUCAGUUCGGUCAGCUCAGAUAUACAUCUCCUAUCUCACAGGGAAUCUUGCCAUUAUCUCCUCAGUCAUUGUCAUUUGUACAGCCCACUGUUCAGGCCCAUUAUUCAUUGAACCAGAACCAGGGGGGCCUUCUUCAUAGCCAAGCUGGUCAAGGCACUUCCAGUCAAAACAACAUAGUGGAAGAUAAAAUGCCAUCUGUAUUGAAUGAUAACCAAUCUGCUACUGCACAUGAUCUAUUUACCAAGGAGAAUGGUUGCAAGGACAUGAACAAUUCGUCAGCAAGAGAAAAUGCAAACAAUGAACUUCUGACAUCUCCGAAUCAAACAGGGAGCUCUGUUAUUGGUGAGAAAAAGAAUGGUUUUGUUUCUCAAGACCAAGAUGUGAAGAAGUAUAGAGCAAUUGCAAAUAAUAAAGAAUCACAUUUACAACCCGAUUCCAUUGCAUCUCAACUUGUUCCGAGUAAAAGAGCUUUGGGUGGACCAAAGGCUGCUGGUCUUGUAACUGGUGGUACCAAAGGGAGGAAAUUUAUCUAUACAGUAAAAAAUUCUGGUUCUAGAUCAUCAUUUCCUAAUUCUGAAUCAGUGUCCACUGAUUCUAGUGGGUUUCCAAGGAGGAUUAGACGCAACAUUCGGCGAACGGAGUUUAGAGUACGGGAAAAUGUUGAUAGGAAGCAAAUAGAGGGCUUGGUUUCAUCAAGUAACGGGCUGGAUGAAAAGUCAAAUUUGAAUGGAAGGGUGUCUAGUAGUGCUGCUGGAAGUGGGAUUAAGAAGGAUGCCAUUUUGGUGAAACCAUCCAAACAAAUGGUUGAUUCUGAAAGCACAGCAUCUCACUCAAGUAGUUUUCAUGUUGUGGAUUCUGUCAGCAAGAUGGAAAAAGUACUAGGAAAAGAAGUUCCAGCAAAGGGGUUUACUUCUUCUCUUGGCAUUUCACACUCAGGAGAGGGAAAUGUGAAACAAAACAGCAGUUUGGAGGAGGGUGUUGAUGCUCCUCUGCAAAGUGGUGUUGUGCGUGUUUUCAAGCAACCUGGUAUAGAAGCUCCUAGUGAUGAAGAUGACUUCAUUGAGGUUAGGUCUAAGAGGCAGAUGCUGAAUGAUCGACGGGAACAAAGGGAAAAGGAAAUUAAGGCUAAAUCUAGGGCCCUAAAGGCACCUCGAAAACUCUGCUCUGCUUCACAGCAAAGUAUCAUGGUCUCUACUAAUUCAAAUAGAACACCUACAUCAUUGGAUGGAGAAGCAGCAAGAAAUAUUCAUUCUGAUUCUGUUGCCACUGAUGGACGGGCCUUGGCAAAUGUUGGAAUGUCUACAGGAUUUGCUACCACUAUAAUGUCACAAUCCCUCCCUCCAAUUGGCACACCAGCAAUGAAUUCUGAUUCCCCAGCUGAUAUAAGAUCCCACAAUAUCAAGUCCCUCCAAGCAGGGUCCAUUCCUAUCAUAUCUAGUGGUGGAUCAAAUCUUGGUCUGGGUUUGUCAUUUGAAAACAAGAACACUGUUAUGGAUAACGUUCAAACAUCACUUGGUUCUUGGGGCAAUGCACUGAUUAAUCAGCAGGUUAUGGCCCUAACCCAGACACAACUUGAUGAAGCUAUGAAGCCCACACGAUUUGAUACACAUGUUGCAUCUAUUGGAGAUCAUACCAACACUGUUAUUGAGCCCAGCAAGUCAUCACCAUCUCUCUUGACGCAGGAUAAAUCAUUUUCUUCUUCAGCAAGUCCUCUCAACUCCCUUCUUGCGGGGGAAAAGAUUCAAUUUGGUGCUGUUACAUCUCCCACCAUUCUCCCCCCUCCUGGUGGCUGUACUGUUUUAAGUGGGUUUGGGCCUACUGGUUCAUGUAGAUCAGAUGUUCCAAUUGACCACAAUUUGUCUGCAGCAGAAAGUGACUGCGGUCUUUUUUUCAAGAAAGAAAAGCACUCUAAUGAGUCUUGUGUUCAUUUAGAAGACCCUGAAUCUGAAGCUGAAGCUGCUGCUUCAGCAAUUGCUGUUGCUGCUAUUAGUAGUGAUGAGAUUGUUGGGAAUGGGUUGGGAGCAUGCUCUGUUUCAGUUUCAGAUACUAAGAGUUUUGGAAGUGCAGAAAUUGGAGGUGUUGCAGGUUAUCAACAAUUAUCAAAUCAAUCUAGGGGUGAAGAAUCUCUGGCUGUAUCUCUUCCAGCUGAUCUCUCUGUUGAGACCCCAUCCCUAUCUUUGUGGCCACCUCUGCCUAGCCCACAGAAUUCGUCCAGUCAAAUGCUUUCACAUUUUCCUGCUGCCUCACCUUCUCAUUUUCCUUGCUAUGAGAUGAACCCCAUGUUAGGGCCCCCCAUUUUUGCCUUUGGACCACAUGAUGAAUCUGUCGGUUCUCAGUCGCAAGCACAGAAGAGUAGCACACCAUCUUCAGGCCCACUGGGUGCUUGGCAACAAUGCCAUUCUGGUGUAGAUUCUUUCUAUGGUCCACCAGCAGGAUUUACUGGUCCUUUUAUCAGUCCACCUGGAGGAAUCCCAGGUGUUCAAGGUCCUCCUCAUAUGGUUGUCUACAAUCAUUUUGCACCCGUCAAUCAGUUUGGCCAAGUUGGCUUGAGUUUCAUGGGUACAACUUAUAUUCCCUCUGGAAAGCAACCAGACUGGAAGCACAAUCCUGCAUCUUCUACAAUGGGCGUUAGUGAAGGGGACAUAAAUAAUCUGAAUGUGGUUUCUGCACAGCGCAAUUCCCCUAGUAUGCCUACUAUCCAGCAUCUAGCUCCUGGGUCGCCACUUCUGCCCAUGGCUUCUCCAUUGGCCAUGUUUGAUAUGUCUCCUUUUCAGUCAUCUUCAGACAUGUCGGUCCAGGCUCGGUGGUCUCAUGUUCCUCCAUCACCUCUUCAUUCUGUCUCAUUGCCAAUGCCAUUACAGCAGCAGACAGAGGCUGCAUUACCUGCACAGUUUAACCAUGGAUUGGCUGUGGAACAGUCAUCAAGUGGCAACAGGUUCCAUGAGCCUCGAUCUUCAGCACCUCCUGAUAGCAGCAGGAGUUUCCCUGUGGCAAAUGAUGCCACUGCCUCUCAGUUACCUGAUGAACUAGGGCUGGUAGAACAAUCAAACUCCAGCACUACCAGGGUUUCAAGUGGAAGGCCAGCAUCUUUCAACUCCCCAAAUGGGAAUGUGAAAGCCCAAACUGUGGUAACAAAGAGUACGUCUAGAAAUGCUGUUGCAAAUGCUAGUGAUAGUGUUAGUGUUAACAGCAGCAGUAGCAAUAACAGCCAGAGCAUGAAUUCUGUAUUCAAGACUCAGAGCUCACAACAGACUUCAUCAACCCAACAGUACAUUCAUCCCACUGGGUACUCAGAUCAGAGAGGCGGGGGAGUUUCUCAGAAGGAUAGUUCAGGAAGUGAAUGGUCCCACCGAAGGAUAGGGUUCCAGGGAAGAAAUCAAUCAUCAGGUACGGAUAAAAGUUUUGCUUCUUCGAAAAUGAAGCAAAUUUAUGUGGCUAAAUCAUCGAUAAGUGGGUCAUCAGCAGCAGUGUGAGGUUUUAGAUUUUGGUUUUCUUAGUUUACGGGUGGAUUGAUGCAGUUCCUCUGGGUAGCUGUCGGAGUUGACUGCAGUGCAGGUGAAGUGUGGCGAGAGUUGUUUUUUUGCCAUAUUUAUGGUUAACUUUAUUUUGUUAGUGAUUUCAUUUCGAGUGUUUAUGGAGAUUGGGAGCGGGAGAUAAUUGGAAAGCCAAGUUGACGGGCCCCAAUGUGAUAUUUAUGGUAAAAAAGUGUGGUGUGGUUUCUAAUGUAGCAAUUUGUGCAAGAAAGAGUAUGGCGUGAUUCAUCUCUUCAAAAUUUUGUUUUCCUUCUUGCUUGGCUCCAAACUUAAGGCUAUUCCUUUAGUCGAUGUAUUUUCAAAGAAAAAGUGAAAUCCAGUUGGUGUUCGAUAUCAAUUAUUAAUGAUGAAUAUAGAUAUUGGUUCUCUUUCUCUCUC